GUGGACUUCAACUGGUCGUACCAAGCUGAAGUUCGCCAUCGCUCACGCUCUGUUCGCCCAUUCCCUCUCGACUAACUGCAGCCGAAGCAAGCAGUCGCUGGAACGUGAGCAGUCAGUUGUCCUCUUGUAUUUUGUUCGUUCGUUCGUUCAUUUGUCCGUUUGAGAGAGAGAGAGAGAGAGAGAGAGAGAGAGAGAGAGAUGAUUAAAAGGCGCGAUUAUCGGCUGCUUCAUCCAGUGGAUGAUGGUGGGGCAUCAUCCACCUCCUCCUCGGCGGCAAGCUCUGAUUCAUCCGACAUCGAAUCCGAAGCCGACUCUCAGAGGGAUCCGGGAAGCGACUUAACCGACUCCCCAGUUGGUGUCUCGGGGGCGGGGGCGGGGGCGGCGGCGGCGGCGGCGGCGUCGAAAGGCAAGGAGCGGGUUAGGACAACUGGGGCGGCGGCGUCGAAAGGCAAGGAGCGGGUUAGGCGGGAGAGCGGCUCGAGCGACAGCGAUGGCGACGAGGAUGGCAGUGAUUUCGCUGACGUGGAAGAAGGCAGCGGGUCUUCGGACGAGGAGGAAGACGAGGAUUUGCGAAAUCGGGGAACGAAAAAUCUUUCCCAUGCGGUUAAUGUCGAGAAGAAGAAGCGCAAUGUCUGGGCGGAGGCGGUGGAGGAUGCAGAGACCGAGAAGCCAAGAGACAAUGAGGGAGAAUUCCGGUCCUUGGUGGAUGUGGGACGGAGAGCGGCGGUGAUUAAGUGUAGGGUUUGCCCCUCCGUUGUCUGCUUGUCAGACAAAGACAUGGAUGCACACCUUAACUCCAAGAAGCAUCUCAAGCGGAUGAAGCUAUUAGGGGAGAAGAAGCUGAAACCUAUACUGGACAGCGAUGGUGAGGUGGAGGAGGAGGAGGGUGAGACGCAUGCGGAGAGACUGGCAAGGAUAAAGGCGAUGGUGGCGUCAGAGGCAGAUGCGCAAAAGGAACAAAAGGAACAGCAAGAACAGCAGGGGAAGAAGCGGAGAAGAAAGCCGAGGAACAGGCGGAACAAGAAAAAGAAGGACGGCGGCGCAUCCUCCGAAGCUGUACAGGCGGAAAACGGGGGAUCUGAAGGGAAGGGCAAUUUGAAAAAAAAGCGAAAGGAUAGGAAGGACAAAGACAGAAGUCAGUCGCUGAGGAAGAAGAAGAGCGAUCAGAAGGAGAGCAGAUGAUGUGACAGGAGUGGUGAAGGCACACUGAUGAUUCCCUCAAGAAGGCAGAGAUCAAAGUACAUCAGAGAGGGGAAGAGAGGUGGUGGUGCUGGCGGUUGGAGUGGGGGAUGGAAGGGGGAGGGUGGAGGGGGAGGAGUAGGGAGACUGCGAAGGUCGGACCUGCCUAGCAAAAAUGUGGGUGGAAAAGAGCUUUGAGA
Messenger RNA from Chara braunii, 1379 nucleotides. NCBI's taxonomy places the organism in Eukaryota, Viridiplantae, Streptophyta, Charophyceae, Charales, Characeae. The record is from the annotation of a GenBank genome assembly.